ACACCAAAGAAGAAGAAGAAGUUACGUCAUUAAAAAGAGACACAUGCCUGUCUUGCCUCCUGCUCACAGUUGUUACUAAAAUAAAGUUAAUAGAGUAAUUAAAUAUAUAAAACUGCAUCAUAGUGUAACAUAUAGUAAGAACGCGAUCUCACCGCUGCUUCCAGUGAGUUAGUGAAGACCUGCUGCGAGUACAAAGAUCUGAUGUUGUAGAAGUUCAAAGUUAGACUCAAGUCCUGCUGACAGAUCAUCAUCUCUGCUCAACUCCUCACUGCCAUUAGAGUCACGUUAGAUUCACGUUAGACCGCCUUGAAUUAGCUCGUUAGUCAUCUGUUCCCGAUGUGCCAGGUGGAUGAAGACUACCAUGGUCCUCUGCAGCGGGUGGAGGUGCCCAGUGUUUCUAAGAAAUGUGUGAAAUGCAAAGAAGGGACUGCCGCUGUGGUCAUCAGAGCAGGAGACACAUACUGCAGGGGCUGUUUCAAGGAAUACUUCAUCCAUAAGUUCAGGGCCGUGCUGGGCAAAAACAGGGUCAUUUUCCCUGGAGAGAAGGUGCUGCUGGCUGUAUCUGGAGGUCCUUCUUCCUGCUCAAUGCUCAGUCAAGUCCAAGAGGGUUUGAGUCAGAACGCUCACAAGAAGUUGCGAUUCUUACCUGGCAUCGUCUUCAUUGACGAGGGUGGUGCUGUAGGUCAGUCUGCGGAGGAGAGACGGAAGACGGUGGCCGAGCUGCAGGCUGUGUUCGAAGCUUCUGGUUUCCCCUUCCACAUGGUGGCUCUGGAACAGGUUCUGGACCUUCCCAGUUCAGUUGUGGUGACGGCCCCUUCGCCUUCAGAGCGAACAGCCUGCUCCUACAAAGCAGCCGUGGAUCAGUUCAUUCAGAGCGACAGCAGAGGCUGUUCAACACCACGGGAACAGGAGGAGACAUCCACGCCUGACGUCCAGGAGUCCCACACACAGCUACUGCAGCAGCUGAUCGGCUCUGCUAAGACGCUGACGGCCAGAGAAGACCUGCUGAACAUAUUAAGGCAGCAUCUGCUGGUGCACACAGCUCGGUCCGAAGGCUACAGCAAACUGAUACUGGGAGACAACUGCACCAGACUGGCCGUUAAACUGCUCACCAGCAUAUCGCUGGGCAGAGGAGCUCAGCUGGCUCAGGACACGGGUUUCUCAGACUCCAGAUAUGGUGACAUCAUGUUAGUGAGGCCAAUGAGGGACUACUCCGCUAAAGAAAUAGCUUACUACAACCAUAUGUUCAGCGUGCCCUCUGUCUUCAUGCCAAGCCUGGGCACUAAGACAAAAGACACGUCCAGCAUCCAGCGUCUGACAGAGAGCUUUGUCAUCAAACUGCAGGCAGACUUCCCCUCUACUGUCAGCACCAUCUACAGGACCAGUGAGAAGCUGCAGAAGAGCUCCUCCACAGCUGACCAAUGUGACCGAUGCCUGCUCUGUAUGUGCGCCCUGGACAGUGCUGUUGAGAAUUCUUCAGCCUUCAAGGCCACACUGAUCUCAGAGCAGCUCUCCCAGACUAAAUCUCCAGGAGCUACCAGUGCUGAGAUCCCAAGACAAAACCCAGCUCCCGCGGAGCCAGAAUCGACUGCUCUCACUGGACAGCGCUGCUCCUCUGGUGGAGGAGAGAAUUGUGGGAAAGCAGCAGGCGGUGGAGGCUGCUGUUCGUCUGCCAAGAUACCAGAGACGACCGAUCUGAAGAGCCUGUUGUGUUACAGCUGUCAGCUGACCGUCAAAGACAUGUCGUCAGUAGAACGUCUCCCGCAGUACAUCCUGUCCGAGGCUCAGAGGAGGCAAAGGAGGUCUCAGAUGAGAGAGGAGAUCAGUGAGUUCCUGCUGGAUGGAGGUGAUGACGGUGAUUAGAGGCAGCAGUGAAGCUGAAUUUUCACCUCCAGCAGUCCACUCUGAAGAAAUGUACAACACAAUUAUGCUCAUUUCAACCCGGCAGUGGAGUUUAUGUAAGGGAUAAUGUACAGCGAGCCGGUCGGGGAUCCUUUCACAACAAUGACCCGCUAGCUGUACAUUAUCCCGCUUAUUACACGGCUACUUACUGAAGAAAUUAAAAAUUUGACACAAAAAUGAUCCGCCAGAGUCCGACAUCAGAACUGCGCCAAUAGCAACGGGCUGCUAUACAUAUCAACGGUCUGCUAUACAUAUCAACGAUUUGCUAUACAUAUCAACGAUUUGUUAUACAUAGCAACGGUCUGCUAUACAUAUCAACGAUUUGCUAUACAUAGCAACGGUCUGCUAUACAUAGCAACGAUCUGCUAUACAUAGCAACGGUUUAUUAUACAUAGCAACGGUCUGCUAUACAUAGCAACAGUCUGUUAUACAUAGCAACGGUCUGCUAUAAAGAAAUAACAGACUGCAGAAUGCCUUGAUUGACCAAUCAGAAUUAAGUAUUUUACUACGCCGUGUAAUAACAAUGCUUAACAAAUAUAUUGAGAUGUAUAGAAAUUUUACAAAAGCAUCCAUUAUCUCGUUAUCCUGUGUAGGCUGCAUUUUUUUCUAACAUGGCCUAAUUAAUAUAUAUUCUCUCACACACACACACACACACACACACGGUGGAUUGAAAACCAGCACAUGUAUGAAGCACACAUGCGAUUAGGUAGUUUGCAGUUAACAUUGCAGAAACGGAACAUAAUGAAAGUAUCUAUUUUUACUGCUUUCUAUGCACAGUUUUACACAUUCGUUGAUUCAUUAUCUUGUCCUGUUAGAAUUCAAAGGCUGGUAUAAACGUGUGUGGUACUUCUAGAUAAACAGAUGUGUUAAUGCUGUUAUAAUGGAAUGUCACAUUUUUUAUUUAAAGCUGCUUUCAAGCCAUUAAAAUGCAUUUUUUCCUG
This is a messenger RNA of Sebastes umbrosus (honeycomb rockfish), 2843 nucleotides long. RefSeq names its product cytosolic thiouridylase subunit 2 homolog (S. pombe) (gene ctu2). Bases 337 to 1863 code for a protein of 508 amino acids. Lineage: Eukaryota; Metazoa; Chordata; Actinopteri; Perciformes; Sebastidae. The record is from RefSeq and is a predicted model, not a curated record. Gene Ontology annotation, biological process: tRNA wobble position uridine thiolation. The transcript is spliced from 16 exons. Gene Ontology annotation, cellular component: cytosol. Gene Ontology annotation, molecular function: sulfurtransferase activity; tRNA binding.